AUACAUUUUAAGAAAACCAAUUCAAUGCAUUUGCGAUGCGACGUGUGAUGCGUUGGGCUUCGCUUCGUAUAAAUACCGUUUCACCCCAUUUGGUACUCAGUAUCACACGAUUCACCAGUCUCUCAACAAGUACCAUGGCUUUUCAAUUCAUCGUCCUAGCAGCGUUAGUCGCAGCUGCAAAUGCCGGAGCAAUUGGAGCCCCCCUGGCCUACGGGGCCCCCGCAUUAAUAGCAAAACCCGUUGACGCUGACUUUGACCCCCAUCCACAAUACAGUUUCGCCUACGACGUUCAAGACUCACUCACCGGCGAUUUUAAAAGUCAACACGAGACUCGCAAUGGAGAUAUGGUACAGGGAAGUUACUCUCUUUUGGAAUCUGACGGAACCAGAAGAAUAGUCGACUACACGGCUGACGAUCACAAUGGAUUCAAUGCAGUGGUCCGCAAGGAGGGCGCUAUCGCUAAAAUAGCCGCACCAAUUAUCGCUGCGGCGCCAGCGAAAAUCGCCUACGCACCACAGGCGCACUACAGUUACGCGCAGCCAAUUGUCGCUGCGCCUGCGCACGUCUCGUACGCGCAACCAAUUGCCAAACUCUCGCCCGCGACUGCGCACAUCACUUACGCUCAGCCCAUCGCUAAAUACGAGCCAGCGCUCACCUAUGGCCCACCUGUCGCUAAAAUUCCAGCGGCGCACGCUCCCGUUUUGACUGCAGGCAAAUACGCCGGUCCACUCUCAUACAUUGCGCACGUAACUUAUACUUCUCCUUAUAUUUCGUACGCUCACUAAUUUUUUUUUGAUUUUCUUCUCUUAACACGCGAGCAAAGUAUUUUUUAACAUUUGCUUUUCGUUACAAUUUUUUUUUAAUUCCUUUUUGUAAAAAAACAAUUUUUUUUAAA
Leptopilina heterotoma is the source of this 895-nucleotide messenger RNA. Its product is annotated as larval cuticle protein A3A-like. The coding region runs from base 36 to 785 and encodes 249 amino acids. The transcript is spliced from 2 exons. NCBI's taxonomy places the organism in Eukaryota, Metazoa, Arthropoda, Insecta, Hymenoptera, Figitidae. Gene Ontology annotation, cellular component: extracellular matrix. The record is from RefSeq and is a predicted model, not a curated record.